UUGUGUCACUUACAGUGUAAAAUAUGUCAUUUUUUAGGUUUGGAUCAGUAGCGGGGCUGGGCUGUGUGUUACCAACAUGGCGCUGUUUUGUAUCGGGAAUGUGGCUGUGCUGCCUUCACGGCUACCAGAAAUGUGGAAUUCUGACAAAAAAACAACCAUAAUAACCCAGGCUCAACGUGGUGCAUUGUUGGUAAAGUUGGCAGGGUUGCUGAUACAUUUCCUGAAACACUCAGUUUUGUAAAAGGCAACAUAUUGAUACUCAGUGUAGCUGAAAUAACACUUAUUUACAUUACUUACAUGUAUCUUGUAUGUCACGGCAUCAUCAGGCAACGAUGACUUGAGUGAUUAAUAGAGUAUCACCACUAUAAACCAGCUAUUUCAGGGUUCAUUUUUAAAAAGCCAAAACCAAAAGCACUUUAUUUGGAUGAGAGUAGAAUCGCUUUUAACACCAGAGGGUUUCUAAGUACUACAACUUUAAAGGCACCACUACUUUCACUUGAGGCAUGGAACACCCAGCCUGUAUUUUGGAGGAAUUGAAGCAGUUUGUCCUAAAGGAAGCCCCACCAACAGUGUAUUACAUCCCAGAUUUCAUAUCGGAAGAUGAGGAGUCUUAUCUUCAGCAGCAGGUGUAUAAGUCUCCCAAAACCAAAUGGACUCAGCUGUCGGGCCGAAGGCUUCAGAACUGGGGAGGGUUACCACAUCCCAAAGGCAUGCUGGCAGAAAAGAUGCCUGACUGGCUCUGGCCGUACUGUGAGAAAAUCUCCUCCCUAGGUGCAUUCAGUGGGAAAACAGCCAAUCACGUGUUGGUGAACGAGUACAAAGAAGGGGAAGGGAUCAUGCCUCAUGAGGACGGCCCUCUGUACCACCCUACUGUCACCACCGUCAGCCUGGGCUCUCACACCCUCCUGGACUUCUACACGCCCGUCAGCGUCCAGGAGGGCGACGCACCGCAGACGGAGGAGAACCGCUUCCUCUUGUCCCUGCUGGUCAAGCCUCGGAGUCUUCUGAUCCUCCAGGAUGAAAUGUACCAGCGUCUCCUUCACGGCAUCCAGCCCUGCGCCCGGGACACGCUGACGGACAAGGUGGUGAACCUGUCUGCUGCCGGGGCCUCCGCGGGAGAGACGCUGACCCGAGGCACCAGAGUGUCGCUGACCGUACGACAUGUGCCCAAAGUUAUGAAGACGAAGCUUAUCCUGGGGAGGAAAUGAAGAAAGGCCGCACGAUGGCCUGAUAGUUUGUGAUGGUACUACAUGCUACGUUUGUCUCCCCCAUGCUGCUUUGUGACGUGUAUCUCACCCGUAAUCGAUCACUUCUAGCUUGGUUAAACAUCUGUGCUGCCUCAAGGGAUCUUACUGCUGUUGUAACUUUUCUGGACAUCAUCCAAGAUAAAGACAUUGUCAAAGACAACAAUACAGAAAAGGUAGCAACUUGAAAUUGUUUCAAUUAUGGUUUCAUUCUUUAAAAAUAUUUGAAGGGAUCUGCGUAGCAAACGUCUACGGAAGAAGAAUGGUGUCUUUAAACUUGGUGUUUUUAAUGGAUGAAUGACUAAUCAUUAUUCAAUUGUUAAAACUGGAAUGAAUUUCUGUUGAUUCAUCAACUUCUCGCAUUAAAUACAUCAAAUGGAUCUAAAAUAG
Anarrhichthys ocellatus (wolf-eel) is the source of this 1634-nucleotide messenger RNA. It is a transcript of the gene alkbh6, whose product is annotated as alkB homolog 6. The transcript has 2 exons. Bases 504 to 1208 code for a protein of 234 amino acids. The record is from RefSeq and is a predicted model, not a curated record. Lineage: Eukaryota; Metazoa; Chordata; Actinopteri; Perciformes; Anarhichadidae. Gene Ontology annotation, cellular component: nucleus.